CAUUUGUUUCAUUGUUAGGUAUUUCUUAUAAAAUCAAGACAUGAUGACGCAUAUGUCCCUCAAACCCUCUCAAGCUCAAUCCUUGUUCCUCUUGAUUUUGGUACUCGUUCCAUUGAUUUGCAUCGCCAUGUCUGAUUCCGCAGCGAAACCCCUCGAUUCGAACGCUAACACGUCUUCUUCUUCGGCUCCUGCGGUUCACAUCGUCUACACCGAGAAACCCCAGGACGAGGAACCUGAGGCUUACCACAUCCGAACCCUCUCCGCAGUCCUGGGCAGUGAGGAGACUGCGAAGGAGGCUUUGUUGUAUAGUUACAAGUCUGCUGCAAGUGGCUUCUCUGCUAAGCUUACCCCUGACCAGGUUGAUCAAAUUUCAAGAAUUCUUUCUUCAUUGGUAUCAUGAUAGGGUUCUGUCAAGGCAUGGCUUCCUUUCCUGAUCUCUUAAUAGACUUCUCUUACAUAAAUUAAGAAUGUAGUAAAUGGAUGGGGAAGUUAAUGUGGGAGCAAGUGUUAAGCGAUUGUUAUUUUGUGCAAAACAAAAACAAAUAAAGCUCUGUAUGAUUGCUCCUGCAAAUCUGCAAUAAAUUAUAUCUUGUUUCAUUGUCGUGAA
Lotus japonicus is the source of this 607-nucleotide messenger RNA. Its product is annotated as subtilisin-like protease SBT3.17. The transcript is spliced from 3 exons. The coding region runs from base 41 to 400 and encodes 119 amino acids. The record is from RefSeq and is a predicted model, not a curated record. Lineage: Eukaryota; Viridiplantae; Streptophyta; Magnoliopsida; Fabales; Fabaceae.